Molecule: messenger RNA, 1027 nt
Organism: Choloepus didactylus (southern two-toed sloth)
Lineage: Eukaryota; Metazoa; Chordata; Mammalia; Pilosa; Megalonychidae
Product: testisin-like
Exons: 6
Coding region: 1-942 (313 amino acids)
Biological process (GO): proteolysis
Molecular function (GO): serine-type endopeptidase activity
Source: RefSeq, a predicted model, not a curated record
AUGGGCGCGCGGGGCGCGCGGCUGCUGCUGUGGCUGCUGCUGAGCCGCGUCGGGCUCGGGGGCGCGGGUUCCGAGGAGCUGGCGGUGCUCUCAGCGCCGUGCGGCCACCGGGAUAUCGAGUCGCGCGUGGUGGGCGGCAGACGCUCCCUGCGCGGGCGCUGGCCAUGGCAGGGCAGCCUGCGUCUGCGGAAAGCCCACGUGUGCGGGGCCAGCCUGCUGAGCCGCCGCUGGGUGCUCACGGCCGCGCACUGCUUCGAAUCGUCCAUCAAUCCCAGAGAGUGGACCGUCCAGUUCGGGGAGCUGACUGUCAGGCCACAUGUCUGGAAUCUGCGGGCCUUUCACAACCGUUACCAUGUAAAGAAAGUCAUACUGAACCCCCAUUUUAGGGGGUCUUUUUCCAAAGACAUUGCGCUGGUGAAGUUGGCUACUCCUGUCUCCUACAAGUAUCACAUCCAGCCCGUCUGCCUCCGAGCCUCCUCCUUCGAGUUCCAGAACAGGACGGACUGCUGGGUGACCGGCUGGGGGGAAACAAAAGAGAGUUUGACAGUACAGAAGUCUCCCUAUAGGCUUCAGGAAGUGCAGGUCUCCAUCAUAAACAUCUCUGCCUGUCAUAACCUGCAACAACAGCCCGAUUUCCUCUUUGACGUGGAGAAAGACAUUUUUUGUGCUGGCAGUGAAAAUGCAAGCAGUGAUUCCUGCAGGGGCGACUCGGGCGGCCCCUUGGUCUGCGACGCCGACGGGCUGUGGUUUCAGAUCGGAGUCAUGAGCUGGGGAGUGGACUGUGGGCAGCCCAACUGGUCCGGUGUCUACACCAACGUCAGUGAGCACUUCAAGUGGAUCAGGAGCCUGGUGAUUGGAAGCGGCUUGCCCCGUGUGGACCCCGGCCAGCUGCUUCUGGUCCCCAUUCUGCUCUGGGCGCCCUUCCUCCUGUGGCUGCUCUGAGCCCACAGGAGCCCGCCAGGGGUGGUGGGCACGGGGCACCCACGGUUGGGGCCACCUGCUGUGACAGGUUCGUCUCUUCUGUUAA